This is a messenger RNA of Dromaius novaehollandiae (emu), 7753 nucleotides long. RefSeq names its product soluble scavenger receptor cysteine-rich domain-containing protein SSC5D-like. Gene Ontology annotation, cellular component: plasma membrane. Gene Ontology annotation, molecular function: serine-type endopeptidase activity. The transcript has 16 exons. Gene Ontology annotation, biological process: zymogen activation. Lineage: Eukaryota; Metazoa; Chordata; Aves; Casuariiformes; Dromaiidae. The record is from RefSeq and is a predicted model, not a curated record. Bases 405 to 7493 code for a protein of 2362 amino acids.
GCCGGGCGCGUGGGCGCCUGCGCGCAGCUGCACGUGUGUCCCCGGGGUGUCGGGGCUGCGCGUGGCGCCCAGCUCCUCCAGCCUUAACCCUCGCCUGCCCAGGCCGGGGCCAGGCCGGGGCCGGAGGGAGGAUGCUGCGCCCGGGGAUCCCCGGGGAUGGGGGCACCCAGGGGUCCGUGCACCCCCCAGAUCGCAUUGCACCCUACCCCGCAGCCAGCCUGGCCCCGUGCAUGGGGGGGCGAGCGGCGCCGUGUCCCCACACUCCCCGGGAACGGCUCCGCCGGACGCAUUGAGUCAUCCUUGGCCCAGCCGCCGGGCCGGCUGCGCGGCCCCAUCCGCCCUCCCCUCUUUGCAGCGCUGGCGCCUGGAGCCCCUCACCCCUCGCCCGGCACCCGCUGCCCGCCAUGCCCCCGACCCUGCUGCUCCUCGCGUGGCUCCUGGGACUCCGCGGAGCAGGGACAUUCACGGUGCGGCUGGCCGGGGGCCCCAGCCGGUGCGCGGGGCGCGUGGAGGUGCGGCACGAGGGCCGCUGGGGCACUGUGUGCGACGACGACUGGGAGCUGCCGGAUGCCGCCGUGGUGUGCCGGGAGCUGGGCUGCGGCACGGCCCUCUCCGCCCCGACGGGCGCCUGGUUCGGGGAGGGCUCGGGCCCCAUCUGGCUCAACGGGCUGCGGUGCCGGGGCACCGAGGAGCGCCUCGAGCUGUGCCGGCACCGCGGCUGGCGCAAGCACGUCUGCGCCCACGAGGAAGAUGCCAGCGCCGUGUGCUCAGCUCACCCCUUCCAGCCCCUCAGCACUGCAGAGCCCUCCUUGCCCCCGACGCCAUGUCGCGGCCACGUGCCAACCGCUGCCAUCCCCGCUCCGGGCUUCGUCACUCCGCCGCCGGGUGGCACGGCGGUGCGGCUGGCCGGGGGCACCAGCCGGUGCGCGGGGCGCGUGGAGGUGUGGCACGAGGGCCGCUGGGGCACCGUGUGCGACGACGACUGGGGGCUGCCGGACGGGGCCGUGGUGUGCCGGGAGCUGGGCUGCGGCACGGCGCUGGAGGCCCCCCGCGGCGCCCACUUUGGCCCCGGCACCGGGCCCAUCUGGCUGGACGACAUGGGCUGCAGCGGGGAGGAGACGACGCUGGGACAGUGCCGGGCACGGCCCUGGGGCCAGAACAACUGCAAUCACGAGGAGGACGCCAGCGUGGUGUGCACAGGCGGCCCCAUGCUGAGGCUGAUGGGUGCCGAGGGCCGCUGCGCUGGUCGGCUGGAGGUCUUCCACGAGGGCCUCUGGGGCACCGUGUGCGACGACAUGUGGGGGCUGCCGGAUGCAGCCGUAGUGUGCCGGGAGCUGGGCUGCGGGGCGCCGCUCUCAGCGCCCGGAGCGGCCUUUUUUGGUGAGGGCUCCGGCCCCAUCUGGCUGGACAACGUGCGGUGCCGAGGGAACGAGUCAGCCUUGCUGCAGUGCCCGGCUGCCCCGUGGGGCAUCACCGACUGCCAGCACCGCGAGGACGCGGCGGUGGUCUGCGCAGACGAGCUGAAGGCCCUGGACGUACGGCCUGCAGAGCCCACACCCCACCAGCCACCGAUAAAGCCGCCGUGGAUCCCAUCCUCAGCUGUGCCACGCAAGAAGACACAGGUCCACGUCCCUGGCUCUUCCAAGACAGCCGUGAUCAGCUCUUCCAAGACAGCCGUGGCAGGGACAGCCCGGAAGGGGCCAGUCCAGCUCCGUCUGGCUGGGGGUCCCGGGCGAUGCGCGGGGCGCGUGGAGGUGCUGCACGCCGGGCGCUGGGGGACCGUGUGUGAUGACGGCUGGAACCUGGCGGCCGCCACAGUCGUCUGCCGGGAGCUAGGAUGUGGGGCAGCCCUGGAGAGCCCUGGCAGGGCCCAGUAUGGCCCGGGCACUGGUCCCAUCUGGCUGGACGAGGUGAACUGCGUGGGGACGGAGCCUGCACUGCGGCGGUGCCCGGCGGAGCCCUGGGGCAGGCACAACUGCAACCACCACGAGGACGCGGCUGCGGUGUGUGAAGGGCAAAGGGUCCUGCCGUCAGCACUGGGGACCCCACCGCCAACCAGCAGCACCCUGAGCACCCAGCGCCCUGCAGGACAGGGUCCGUCCAGCACCACUCUGCGCACCCAGCAGCCAGCAGGAUGGGAUGCAACUGGUACCACCCCGAGUGCCCAGCACCCUGCAGGACGGGAUCAGGUUGGCACCACCCAGGGAAAAGGCAGGCGGGAUCCAGUCAGUAUCAUCAGGAUCACACGACUCAAAGCAGAACAGGAUCCAGCUGGUGUCAUCCAGAGCACCAAGCCCAAGUCAGGACGGGAUCCAGGUGGCACCACCAGGUCCAAAGCAGGAUGGGAUCCAGCUGGCACCAACAGGUCCAAAGCAGGACGGGAUCCAGCUGGUGCCACCAGGUCCAAAGCAGGAUGGGCUCCAGCUGGCACCAACAGGUCCAAGGCAGGACAGGAUCCAGUAGGCACCAUCCACAUCAGCCGGCCCAAAGCAGGGCGGUAUCCAGUUGGUGUCAUACGGAUCACCCGGCCUAAAGCAAGGCAGAAUGCAACAGGUGCCAUCCAGACCACCAGGAGCCCAUCAGGACAGGGUUUGGGUCGGACCACACAGAGCUCUAAGCCCAAAACAGGACAGGAUUCAGUUGGUGCAACCCAGAGCACCCAGCACCCAACAGGACAGGAUCCCAUUGAUGCCACCCAAAAUAUUAAGCCCAAAGCAGGGCGGGAUCCAGUUGGUGUCAUACGGAUCACCCGGCCUAAAGCAAGGCAGAAUGCAACAGGUGCCAUCCAGACCACCAGGAGCCCAUCAGGACAGGGUCUGGGUCGGACCACACAGAGCUCUAAGCCCAAAACAGGACAGGAUUCAGUUGGUGCAAUCCAGAGCACCCAGCACCCAACAGGACAGGAUCCCGUUGAUGCCACCCAAAAUAUUAAGCCCAAAGCAGGGCGGGAUCCAGUUGGUGUCAUACGGAUCACCCGGCCUAAAGCAAGGCAGAAUGCAGCAGGUGCCAUUCAGACCACCAGGAGCCCAUCAGGACAGGGUUUGGGUCGGACCACACAGAGCUCUAAGCCCAAAACAGGACAGGAUUCAGUUGGUGCAAUCCAGAGCACCCAGCACCCAACAGGACAGGAUCCCAUUGAUGCCACCCAAAAUAUUAAGCCCAAAGCAGGACGGGAUCCAGUUGGUGUCAUAUGGAUCACCCGGCCUAAAGCAAGGCAGAAUGCAGCAGGUGCCGUCCAGACCACCAGGAGCCCAUCAGGACAGGGUUUGGGUCGGACCACACAGAGCUCUAAGCCCAAAACAGGACAGGAUUCAGUUGGUGCAACCCAGAGCACCCAGCACCCAACAGAACAGGAUCCCGUUGAUGCCACCCAAAACAUUAAGCCCAAAGCAGGACGGGAUCCAGUUGGUACCACUGAGAGCACCUGGCACCCAACAGGACAGGAUCUUGUUGGUACCACCCAACCCCAACCAGGGCAGGAUCUUGCAGUUGCCAUACAAAUCACUCAGCAUCCAUCAGGACAGGAUCCCACUGGUACCACCCAACCCAAAGCAGAGCAGGAUCUGGCUGGUACCACAACAAGCACCAGGCCCAGAGCUGGACAGGACUCAGCCCACACCGUGUUGCUUCCAGCAGGACUGGGUCCAGCUGAAACUGGGGGCAUCCAGCCCCUCCCUGAAUGGGAUGUAGGCACUAUUCCAUGGAGUAACCAGAACUUAGCAGAACUAGGUCCAGAUGAUGCCACACAGAGCACCCGUCCUUCAGUAGUACCGGAUCCAGACUCAGUAGUACCAGGUCCACACGAUAUCAUGCAGAGCACACCUCCUGCAGUAGAACUGGGUCCAGAUGAUAACACAUGGAGCACACAUCCUUCAGUAGUACUGGGUCCAGACUCGGUAGUACCAGAUCCAGAUGAUAUCACGCAGAGCACACGUCCUGCAGUAGAACCAAGUCCAGAUGGUACCACGUGGAGCACACAUCCUGCAGCAGAACAGGGUCCAGAUGGCACCACAUGGAGCACACAUCCUGCAGCAGAGCUCCAUCCAGAUGGUACCACACGGAGCAUACAUCCUGCAGCAGAACUGGGUCCAGAUGGCACCACAUGGAGCACACAUCCUGCAGCAGAGCUCCAUCCAGAUGGUACCACACGGAGCAUACAUCCUGCAGCAGAACUGGGUCCAGAUGAUACUAUGCAGAGCACAUAUCCUGCAGCAGAACUUGGUACAGGUGGUACUGUGCAGAGCACACAUUUUGCAGCAGAACUGCAUCCAGAUGAAACCACACAGAGCGUACAUCCUACAGCAGAUUUGGCUCCAGGUGAUACUACUUGGAGCAAACAUCCUGCAGCAGAAGUGGGUCCAGAUGGUACCUUGUGGAGCACAUAUCCUGCAGCAGGGCUGGAUCCAGACAGUACCCCAUGGAGCACAUAUCCUGCAACAGAAGUGGGUCCAGGUGGUACCAUGCAGAGCACAAGUCCUGCAGCCAAACUGAGUCCAGAAGAUGCUGACCAGGACCUUGGCCUUGCUGAGGUCUCUGCUCACCCAACAGAGCCCCGCUCAGCCCACCUGCCUCAGCACCCAACUCUGAUGACAGCAGACCUCCUUGCCCUUGCAGUCCACCAGGGUCCAGCCUCCAGCACCCCCUUCCUGCGCCCCACAGGGACUCCCAGCAUCCAGAGCCCCCCAGCACCCACCCCACCUCCCACAGGGAUCCCCAGGACCCAGAGCCUUCCAGCACCCACGCUGAACCCCACCGGGACCCCUAGCACCCAGAGCCUCCCAGCACCCCUGCAGCACCCCACAGUGAUCCCCAGCACCCGAAGACCCCAGGCAUCCACCCACCCCGCCACCAGGAUCCCUACCACCCAGAGACCCCCAGCACCCUCACAGCACCCCAUGGUGAUGCCCAGCACCCAAAGACCCCAGGCAUUCACCCAAUCCCCCAUGAAGACCCCCAGCACCCAGAGCCCCCCAGCAUCCAUGCAGCAUCCCACAGGGACCCCCAGCAACCAAAGACCUCAGGCACCCACCCAGCCCCCCACCAGGACCGCCAGCACCCAGAGCUGCCCAACACCCAGCCAGCAUCCCGCAGGGACCCCCAGCACCCACACGGCAGCCACACAGCACCGCAUGGUAACGCCCAGCAUGCAGACACAGCAUGACCUUUCCCAGCGAACCACAGGGACCCCCAGUCCACAGGGCCCCCCAGCCCUUUCUCAGCACCCCACAGGGACCCUCAGCACCUCACAGGAACUCCCAGCACCCACGCAGCACCCCACAGGGACCCCCAGCACCCAGACAGAGCUUAUGCUGUCCCAGAGCCCAGCUGCAGAGCUCCCUAGCACUUGGACACAGCCAACCUCUAUGCAGCCCCCCACAGAGACCCCCAGCAUCCAGGGGCACCCAGCACCCACAGAGACCCCAACAGCAACCUCCAGCACCAAGAGAACCCCAGCAUUCACCGAUGCCCCUACAGCAUCCCCCAGGACUCAGAGCCCCCCAGCACCCAUCCAGCACCCCACAGCAUCCCCCAGCCCCCAGAGCCCCCCAGCACCCACCCAGCACCUCAUGGAAACCUCCAGCACCUGGACAGAACCUGCACCUAGUGAGCCUGCCAUGGAGACUCCCAGCCCCUACAUACAUGCUACCCCCUCUAACCACUCCAUGGAGACCCCCGGAAUCCAGAGACCCCCAGCACCCACCCCGCCCCCCAUGAGAGACCCCCACACUCAAAGACCUCCAGUACCCACGGAGCACCACAUGGAAAGCCCCAGCCUUUACAAACAUGCUGCUGCCUCCAAGCACCCUACAGAGAUCCCUAGCACCCAGAGACCCCCAACAGCCUCCCAGCCCCCCAUAGAGCCCCUGAGCAUACAGAGAGCCCCAGAACCCACCCAGCACCCCAUGGAGACCUCCAGCACCUGGACAGAACCUGCACCUAGUGAGCCUCCCAUGGAGACCCCCAGCCCUUACAUACAUGCUGCCCCCUCCAACCACUCCAUGGAGACCCCCGGAAUCCAGAGACCCCCAGCACCCACCCUGCCCCCCAUGAAAGACCCCCACACUCAGAGAUUUCCAGUACCCAUGGAGCACCACAUGGAAAGCCCCAGCCUUUACAAACAUGCUGCUGCCUCCGAGCGCCCUACAGAGAUCCCUAGCACCCAGAGACCCCCAGCAGCCUCCCAGCCCCCCAUAGAGCCCCUGAGCACACAGAGACCCCCAGAACCCACCCAGCACCCCAUGGACACCUCCAGCCUUUCCACACAGUCUGCUCCCUCCAAGCACUCCACAGAGACCCCCAGCUCCCAGAGCCUGCCAGCACCCACCCAGUACCCCACAGAGGCCUUCAGCACCCAUCCUGCCAGCACCUCGACAGACCCCGUGGUGGCUGGGGCCAUGCACACAGAUCUGGCUCCGCUGGCACAGGAGGUCACCUCGCCAGCUCUCCCUGCAGCAGGGGUCCCGGUGGCAAAGCAAGACAGGGCUCAGGUGGGGUCCGGGCGCUGUGUGUCCUGCAUUGCGCCCGAGCUGCAAGACCUGCUCCAGGAGGUGCGGGAGCUGCGCGGAGAGCUGCGGGAGCUUGCCCACGCCCAGCGGCAGGGCAGCCAGCACCUGGAGGCCAUCGCCGGCAGCCUGGCAGAGCUGUCCAGCUCCGUCCGCCACCUCCUGGGGGGCCUUUCCCUGUGGUCACGGGGCCGAGGGCCUCCCCCCUGCCGCCGGGAGCCCCCUCCGGCUCUUGGGCGGGGUGGCCCGGGGUGCUCCCCCCAGGCAGCAAGCGGCAUGGGGUGGCUGGACAGCCUUGGGCUGUGCCUGGCUCUGUGUUGCAGUGCUGUCGCCGGAUCUGAGGCAUUCGUCCGGCUGUCAGGCGGCCACUCGCCCUGCAGUGGGCAUGUGGAGGUCUACCAUGAUGGCCAAUGGGGCACCGUGUGCGGCCACGGCUGGGACCCGCUGGCAUCCCGCGUGCUCUGCCGGCAGCUGGGCUGCGGGCGGCCGCGGCGGGUCCCUGUGCAAUGCAGCGCCUUCGCGCCCAGCCAGCUGCCCGUAACGCUGAGCCAGGUGGAGUGCAUAGGGCAGGAGACAGCCCUGGAGCAGUGCAUCCUCCAGCCGGGGCAUGGGCAAUCCUGCCCAUCAGAUCAGCUUGCAGGCGUUGAGUGCCAUGAACCCUUCCGGCUGAGGCUGGUGAGUGGCCCCGGGCAGUGUUCGGGGCGCCUGGAGGUGUGGCACAACAGGACCUGGGGCACUGUGUGUGACGACGGCUGGACCACGGUCAACUCCGAGGUGGUGUGCCGGGAGCUGGGCUGUGGCGUGGCGCAGACCGUGCCCCACCUGCCGGUGGACUGGCCCCGUUUUGUCCCGGGCAAGGGGCCCAUCUGGCUGGACGACGUCCGCUGCAGAGGUCACGAGAGGAGCCUGAGGGACUGCGCUCACCGUGUCUGGGGGUAUCAUGACUGCACCCACACUGAGGAUGUCAGUGUGGUCUGCCAGGAUGCCUGACCACCACACCUCCGCCCCCAGGCCCAGCCCGCUCCUGGCAGCCACCUUGUCCCCCACUGGUGCAUCCCCUCUGCAGCCUCUCCAGGACAACGCUCAGUCCCUGGCUCCAGGAAGGACCCUCCAUAUGGUGGGCUUCCCCCAGAGCAGGCCAGCGAAGGGAGCAGGGGCUCCUUGCAAGAUCUGCACUGCGGUGCCUGCCUGAUACACCCCCCCACCUCCCCUCUCUGCCCCUACUAAAUCAUUAAACAUGGAGUACUCAG